Messenger RNA from Coffea eugenioides, 2295 nucleotides. Its product is annotated as actin-related protein 6. Gene Ontology annotation, molecular function: nucleosome binding. Gene Ontology annotation, cellular component: Swr1 complex. The transcript has 9 exons. The record is from RefSeq and is a predicted model, not a curated record. Bases 254 to 1552 code for a protein of 432 amino acids. Lineage: Eukaryota; Viridiplantae; Streptophyta; Magnoliopsida; Gentianales; Rubiaceae.
UCCGCGUUAACAGUUAACGCUCCCAAACAAGGAAAAACUUCCUUCUUUUCUCUCCAAAUCCCAGCAUUCCCUCGUCUACGCGUUGGCAUAGAAAUCAAUCUUCAGUUUGGAAUUUGUUCCUAAACUUGACAAUUGCUUGGAACCCUGAAACCAAAUCCAAACAAAAGCAUUCACAGCAUAUAGUGCUAACAAAGAACAGUCACCACACUCCGGCGGCAGCACCGGUCACCAAUCUUACACGCACAAACAGGAAAUGUCAAACGUGGUGGUGUUAGACAACGGCGGCGGCCUAAUGAAAGCAGGCAUAGGCGGCGAGAGGGACCCAACCGCUGUGGUACCCAACUGCACAGCUCGCCCUCUCUCCUCCAAAAAAUGGCUAGUAGCUGACCAACUCCUCUCCCCGACCGAAGACCUUACUUCCGCCACCCUCCGCCGCCCUUUCGACCGCGGCCACUUGACAAAUCCGGAUCUCCAAUCCACUCUCUGGGCCCAUAUUUUCGCUAACCUCCUGAAAAUUUCACCUUCUCAGUGCUCCCUUCUCUUAACAGAACCCCUUUUCACCCUGCCAUCAAUUCAGCGUUCAGUUGACGAAUUGGUCUUUGAAGAAUUCAAUUUCAAGGCCCUUUUUGUGGCUGAUAGUCCCUCUUUAGUUCAUUUGUACGAGGCUUCAAGAAGACCGUAUGGGUUGGUCUCAAAAGCCCAGUGUAGCUUGGUUGUGGAUAGUGGGUUCAGCUUUACUCAUGCUGCCCCGGUGUUUCAGAACUUUACUUUGAAUUAUGGAGUGAAAAGAUUGGAUCUUGGUGGGAAAGCAUUGACAAAUUAUUUGAAAGAGUUAGUUAGUUAUAGGAGUGUUAAUGUGAUGGAUGAAAGCUUUAUUAUAGAUGAUGUCAAAGAAAAGUUAUGCUUUGUUUCUUUGGAUGUUGACAGGGACUUGCAGAUUGCAAGGAGACGUGGGAAGACUAACUUGUUCAGGUGUACAUAUGUGCUGCCUGACGGGAUCACACAUACGAGGGGUUAUGUGAAAGACCCGGAAGAAGCAAAGAGGUACAUGGGUUUGGAUGAUGGAGCUUCACUGGAUUCUUUGGAAAAGGAUGAAACAGACCGAGCAGACAUCAUUGGAAAACCUGAAGAUAGAAGAACAAUUGACUUGUCAAAAAAUGAGUUUAGCAUGACAAAUGAGCGGUUUAUUGUGCCGGAGAUGUUAUUCCGUCCAGCUGAUUUGGGAAUGAACCAAGCAGGACUAGCAGAAUGUAUUGUUCGAGCUGUCAAUUCCUGUCAUCCUUAUCUUCAUCCUAUACUAUAUCAAAGCAUUAUAUUAACUGGUGGAAGCACACUGUUCCCCCAAUUUGCUGAAAGAUUAGAGAGGGAGCUUCGACCACUUGUCCCAGAUGCAUAUGAAGUGAAAAUAUCCAGUCAAGAAGACCCUAUAUUAGGUGUUUGGCGGGGGGGAUCACUUUUGGCAUCAAGUCCUGACUUUGAAACAAUGUGUGUUACCAAGGCUGAAUAUGAGGAGUUGGGUUCUGCUCGGUGCCGUAAGAGAUUCUUUCGGUAGUUUGGAGAUUCCAAUGAGAUCUAAUUGAAAGCAGCACUGUGAGUUGUCAUGCCUUUAGUUAUCUCAUCGUGGUCAAUGUCAAAGCAACGGUUUGCUGAAAAGCAUGGAGCAAAGCAAGAAGCGGAUGUGCAGUUUUCUUGUUGCAUCCAGCCAUAUUUUUAUGCCAGAUGUUCAGGACAGUCAGUUGGCUUUGCAUUAGCAAGCGAAGGGGAAGGGAGUUUAGGCAUAUGGAAUGACAGGACCAUUUCGCCUGGUUGAGCGCUGUUAGGCUUCAACCUGAAAGAAUACAUGGUUCUCUCUCUUGUAAAGCACCAGUUGCUGCUAUUUUCUUCAUUAGAAGCCUUUACGCUCGAGGAGAACCCGCCGUAGCGCAUCAGACGGUGGUCUGAAUUCUGGAAACGCCGCAGUCGCUCUUGCACUCUGGUGGUAGUCAGAGCAAAUCAUGAAGUCGUGCUUGUUCUCGUAUAUGAAUAUCUCCUAUUGUUAGGCGGAAACUUCGGGUCCGAGCAUUCUUCAAGGAUUUUCUCUCAAUCUUUUUUGGCGUUCUGCAUUCAAGAUUCAUGCGCAUAUGACCUAAAAAUCACUUUUUGAGUUUUCGAAUGCGCCUGAUUACAUCUGAUAAGAUACACUCUGAAUUAACACAAUCUUGGAGCAGACACUUUUUUUUUUUUGGCCUUUAAGUAACUUGGAGCAUACAUCUGAUUUUAUCGAGUUAACAAAAAUUGAGGAUUUGACAUCUACUA